AUGCGGCUGGGCUCUGGGGUCUUCGCCGCCUGCUGCGUGGUGAUUGAGGUGCUCGGGGUCGCCGUCUUUCUCCGGGGUUUCUUCCCGGUGUCGUUGCGCCCUGUAUCCCAGGUCCAGCCCCAGCCCCCUGCGCCGGAGCCCGCGGCAGGAACAAGUUCCAACUGGACCCAGCUCCCACCUGCUAUCUUCAGAAAAGUUAUUAUAAUGCUGGUAGACGCCUUGAGAGAUGAUUUUGUGUUUGGAUCAAAGGGUGUACAAUUCAUGCCUUAUACAACAUAUCUUAUGGAAAAAGGAUUUGCUUAUAAUUUUAUAGCAGAAGCAAAGCCUCCUACAGUCACUAUGCCUCGAAUAAAGGCUCUAAUGACAGGAAGCAUCCCUGGCUUUAUUGAUGUUGUUAUGAACUUUAAUUCUCCUGUGUUGCUAGAAGACAAUCUCAUUGGGCAGGCAAAAGCAGCUGGGAAAAGAGUAAUCUUUUAUGGAGAUGACACAUGGAUUAAGUUAUUCCCAAAGCAUUUUGUGGAAUAUGAUGGUACAACCUCUUUUUUUGUGCCAGAUUUUAAAGAGGUUGAUGAUAAUGUUACAAGGCAUUUGGAUACUGUAUUAAAAAGAGAAGACUGGGAUAUACUAAUACUUCACUACCUAGGAUUGGAUCAUAUUGGUCACUUGACUGGGCCACAUAGUUCUCUGAUAGGACCAAAGCUUAAAGAGAUGGAUUAUAUUUUAAAGAAGAUCCACAUAUCGUUGUUGUCCAAGGAAAAAGAGGCUUCUUUGCCUCAUUUAUUGGUCCUUUGUGGAGAUCAUGGGAUGUCUGAAGCAGGAGGCCAUGGAGCCUCUUCGGUAGAGGAAGUGAGCACACCUCUGCUUUUGAUCAGCUCUGCAUUUCACAGGAAAAUGGGCAACUUGCAACCUCCAAAACAUGUCCAGCAGACUGACCUGGCAGCCACAUUGGCAGUAGGCCUUGGUUUGCCGAUUCCAAAAAAUAGUGUGGGGAGCAUAUUAUAUUCAGUUGUGGAAAAAAGAACAAUGAGAGAACAGCUAAGGUACCUGCACUUAAAUUCAGUACAGCUCAGCAGACUCCUGCAAGAGAAUGUGCCAAUGUAUGAGAAAGAUCCUGGAUUUCAGCAGUUUAAAGUAUCAGAAAAGUUGCAUGGUAAUUGGAUCAAACUGUACUUGGAGGGAAAUAAUUCAGAAGUCCUUUUAAACCUUGGCAAAAAAGUUCUUAAGCAGUAUCUAGAUGCUUUGAAGACCCUGAGUAUGUCACUGAGCAAACAAGUAGCCCAGUAUGAUAUGUACUCAAUGAUGGUUGGAGCUAUCAUAGUUUUGGAGAUUACAAUUCUGCUUUUGCUCAGUACCCCAAAAGCUUUGUGCCAGAAUGCAGCGUUUGAGAUUCCACUGUCAUCUUCCUCGUUUUCUUUGCUCUUCUACUUGAUGGUCCUCAUUCUCUCUGCGGUCCAUGUCAUCAUAUGCACCUCAGCUGAGAGGACAUGUUUCUUGUGUAGUAUCUCUUGGCUGAUGGCUGUUGGGGUGAUGAUGCUGAUUUCUGCCCUGCUCUGUGUGAUUGUGGCUCUCCUCACAAGGACAUUUGAGAAUGUCAGACCUUCAGCUCAGGUGAGAUGUAAUCCAGCUGUCUCCAGUUCUGGCUGGUCAGAAUUAGAUCUGCUUAUUUUAUUUGGAACUCUUGGCCAUGUUCUGAGUUUGGGUGCGAGCAGCUUUAUAGAAGAAGAACACCAAACCUGGUAUUUUCUUAUCAAUACUCUCUGUCUUGCUCUGGGCCAUGAAAUGUUUAGAAGCCAUUUUCUUGGGAAGGAUUUGGAUCAUAAUUUAGCUGUGGAACAGGAUAUUCAGAAAGAUGCUAAGAACGUUUUACAAUACAAAAACGACUAUGUAGAUUUUCCAGAGACUAGUAAAAUAUACAAGACAUCCUCUUCUAUGGACCUACUACCAAAGGUUUAUGAAAAAUGGUUGCAAUUGGCCAGUCCAUGGUUCAUCUUGAUUUGCUGUAGACUACUCCGUACAUUAAAUCAGACAGGAGUGCAGUGGGCUCAUCGACUAGACUUUGGCCAUUGGCUGACCAGUUCUGAUCAUAAAAUUGAACUUUCUGUUCUGACAUGUCUCUCCCUUGUUAUGAUCUUUGUUCUGGUUCAGAGAAGAUGCUCCUCUGUUUCAAAAGUAGCAAUGGCACUAGGGCUCUUGGGAGUCUUUUGCUACCGAGCAGCAAUCGGAAAUGUCUUAUUGCCAUGGCAACGAGACCACAAAGCUCUUUCUAAGGGAAUUAUUGAAGCUCGUUUUGUGUAUGUCUUUGUUCUGGGUAUUCUUUUCACUGGAACCAAAGACUUGCUUAAGUCCCAAGUCAUUUCUGCAGACAUCAGUAUCAAGAGUCUAGGUUUGUGGGACAUAUAUAACGGAUUAGUUCUUCUAGCAGCCUUGUUGCUUCGGCCUCACAAUCUUCCUGUUUUGGUGUUUAGCCUCUUGAUUCAGACUGUAAUGACAAAAUUCAUCUGGAAGCCCUUAAAACAUGAUGCAGCCCAGGUUACAAUAAUGCAUUAUUGGUUUGGCCAAGCAUUCUUUUAUUUUCAGGGCAAUUCCAAUAACAUUGCCACACUGGAUAUUUCAGCAGGCUUUGUGGGACUAGAGAGUUUUAUAGAAGUACCAGCUCUUUUCCUUACAGUCUUUGCAACAUAUAUCGGACCUAUCCUUUGGGCUGUUCACUUACUAAGUUUUUUGAGUUCAGAAAAUAACAGCUCAGCAAUAAGUCAUGCCUCUUUCUGCUAUGCAUUGAUAUGUUCCAUCCCUGUGUCCGUGUACAUCAUCCUGGUGACAUCCCUACGUUAUCAUUUAUUUAUAUGGAGUGUGUUUUCUCCAAAACUUCUCUAUGAGGGAGUGCAUCUAUUCAUCACAGCUACCAUUUGUGUAUUUUUCAUACUUAUGGAUCAAACCAAUUUCAUAAAACCUUAGUCUAUUAAAUAUGCCAGGAAAGUACUAUACUUUUUAAAAAGCCUAUGAAUUGCCUACUGGAUUUGAGAAAUGGAAGAAACAUUUAACUACUAAGAAGAUCAUUCUAGAAAAAGAUAUUCCUGGCUUAUGAAUCUGCCUGUUGUUUUUUUUUUUUUUAAAUCUUCAACUUCUUCGACUCCUGUAUUGAAUUUAGAUUUACUGUAAGUGAUUUUUUUGUGUGUGAUUGAUAUGGGGGAAGAACUGGACAGGGGAGGGGGGAAGGGGAGGAGAGAAGGAACUCUUCAACCAUUUAAAAAGUACUUAUUUUGUUUCAAAAUAUUAAAUUUUAUUAUAAACCAUGACCAUUUUUCCUUAAUGAGUCAUUCAAAUAAUUUCAUCCAAUCACAUUAUAAAUAUAAUUCAGAUUUUUGUUUGUUAAUGAAUGACAAUUUUUUAAAAAUUUCAACUUUUACCCAAAAACUUGAUGUACUUGAUUCUGAGGGACUUAAAAAAUGGAGGAAGAAGAGGCACCUAGAUAGAGCACCUGGCCUGGAGUUGAG
Molecule: messenger RNA, 3494 nt
Organism: Gracilinanus agilis (Agile Gracile Mouse Opossum)
Lineage: Eukaryota; Metazoa; Chordata; Mammalia; Didelphimorphia; Didelphidae
Gene: PIGG
Product: phosphatidylinositol glycan anchor biosynthesis class G
Exons: 13
Coding region: 1-2955 (984 amino acids)
Biological process (GO): GPI anchor biosynthetic process
Cellular component (GO): endoplasmic reticulum membrane
Source: RefSeq, a predicted model, not a curated record